Tachysurus fulvidraco (yellow catfish) is the source of this 6369-nucleotide messenger RNA. RefSeq names its product Cdc42 guanine nucleotide exchange factor (GEF) 9b (gene arhgef9b). NCBI's taxonomy places the organism in Eukaryota, Metazoa, Chordata, Actinopteri, Siluriformes, Bagridae. The transcript has 15 exons. Gene Ontology annotation, molecular function: protein binding; guanyl-nucleotide exchange factor activity. The coding region runs from base 272 to 3523 and encodes 1083 amino acids. The record is from RefSeq and is a predicted model, not a curated record.
UGCAACAAUUAUAUUGCUGACUGUUCGGAAAAGCGGACAUUUUAAGUAACACAUCCUCAAGGGGAGCUUGUAUAGUUGGCUAUCUUGAGCGCUAGAUAUAAAUAAGCACAAUAUAUGAGCUGCUGGAAAAGUUUAUCAUCUCGAUACUCUUGAUUCGCAUGUAGGACUGACUUGACAAAUCUGACAUCCCAAUGGGAAGACUUAUCUGAGGUGGCCCACAAAGAUGGCAUCUCUUACAUUCAAAAGCUGACAUAACCUGCACUGUAAGAGGAUGGAUAUCACGGAAAGCUUUGUCUCUGAUUGUAAUGUUUCCAAUGGGUAUGUCAACAAAGUCUUCAGUGUGUCUCUGGAUAUGGAGAGUGAAACAGGGAUUGUCCAAAUCCACAAAUUCAAGGAUCAUGAAGAGUCUUUGGAUCUGGUUUCCACUGAGGAUUCAAUAAAUGACAAACAGGAAAUGAAUCAGGCAUCCAAAACUACAGGAAUCUGGAGGAUUCUCAACCAUCGAAGAAUUGCUUCUGACUAUGAGAGACGCCCUCAAUCUAUGAUACUUCCAGGGGAAACAUCUGAAUACAAGCAGUCAUUUGCUGACAAAGUAAAGGGUUUCAAGAAUUUGAAGCCCCCUUUUGUCUUCAGAGGCAAAUCUGGCAAGCUUUCCAGUGUAAAGUACCACAGUGUACUUAAAGCAGAGACAAAUGAGCACAGCAAUAACUCUCCUGUUUUGUUAUGCUCUCAAAGGAAUGUACUCAGGAAUAAAGGCAAGAGGCAUUCAUAUGCAGGUUACACUGCAGAGUUUGAUUGCUCUUUUGAGGAUAUAGACUUUGCUACUACAAUUGACCAUGAUUUCCAGUUACCUGUGGACACAAGUAAGCAACAGAAGACUCACACAUGCUCAAAGAAAGCUCACUCAAACUGCAACAACUCAUCUGUGACAGUCUGUGAAGAACACUAUGUGAAAGAGAGCCCCAAGGUGCCUCUAGGGGGCAGACGGUCAAAAGGAGGUGAUGUUUGGAAUUACUUGAAAAGAUUUUCCUUUAAAGGAAAGGGAAGUUCAACUUUGUUGGAGAAGAGCUUUGACUCCAUGCAUACACUGGACAAAACCAUUGACUCAGACUAUGGAUGUGUUGACAUAGAUUGUAUUAAAGACUCCAUGCCUAUACCUAAACAGACAGGCCCAGAUGUCAAAAGCAGCCACUUUAGAGGACUGUUUAGGUUCUUUAACAGCAUGGCUGAGACUGCUCGAAAAUGGAGGAACUCAUCCAGGCCCUUAUCACCUCCUGAAUGUGAAUGUUCCAAUACUGGUUCAGCAAAACCAAAGCAGAUUAAAGAAUGUAUCCAUACUAAUUUUAAUGAACUCAAAAGAGAGCCUAAUGCUUUCACUAAGCCUGACUUUAGCCAUGACAUAUGUGAGAUGUCGAAUGUCGAAAUGUCGAAAUCCUGGAAAGCAUGGCCAGAUUCAUCGAGCACUAAUGGAUUUUCUGAUGGGACAGAAUCACAACACACCUCCAUUCAUACUUCUCUGGCCACCAUUGAGAACCACCUAAAAACUGACAGUCCAGAAGGAAGUUCUCUGUCUGAGCUUGAGCUUCAGGUUGACCUACAGGUACAAAGUGAAUCUGAGUUUUCUGGCAUUUCAGAUAAACCUAAAGGACACACAAAUGGUGAAAAAAUGGGUAUUUGCAGUGGUAUAAUUCCAGACUGCCCAGAUGAAAUAUUUAAGGCCCUUUCUCGCCCUCCUGGCAUGUCACCUCAAGAUCCUCCUUUUAAAUUGGUCCUGCAGAGGUGCCAUUCACUUCCUCUUCCACAAAAUGCCAUCUCUGGAUCGGUAGUCAGCUUGCUGCUAGACAAAUCAGCUGAGUCUGUUGAGUCAGCCACUGUCCUCAGCAGCAAUGGAAACAAAAAUCGAAAAAAAAUUAUCAGACCUGGUUCUGGACCUCUGCAAGUGCAUGUGCUGAUCAGUGGAGGGUCCAUCAUCAGUGCUGAGGCAGUAUGGGAUCAUGUGGCCAUGGCUGACCGUGAACUGGCGUUUAAGGCUGGAGAUGUUAUUAAGGUUCUGGAUGCGUCCAACAAGGAUUGGUGGUGGGGGCAGAUCGAUGAUGAGGAGGGCUGGUUUCCAGCUAACUUUGUCAGGGUUGAACCUCACCCUCAUCAACCCAAAACAAAACAGGUUUUCUAUAUCAACUCUAUAGCCACUCGAAGGUUCCAAACCACAACAGCAAAGCUGUGGGUGAACCAGGACGAUCGAUCAAUUGAAGCUGCUGAGGGCAGUAGUGAGGUCCAGAAUGGGCACCUGGAUGCAAGUAGUGAAUGCCUCUGCUUGGGUCAGCCUCUUCAGAACAAAGACCAGAUGAGGGCUAACGUCAUAAACGAGAUCAUGAGCACAGAACGUCACUACAUCAAGCACCUGAAAGAUAUAUGUGAGGGUUACUUGAGGCAGUGCAGAAAGAGGAUCGACAUGUUUAAUGAUGACCAGGUAAAAGUAAUUUUUGGAAACAUUGAGGACAUCUAUAGAUUCCAGAUGGGAUUCGUUCGUGAUUUGGAAAAGCAGUAUAACACAGAAGAUCCCCAUCUGAGUGAAAUAGGUCCAUGCUUCCUAGAACAUCAAGAUGGGUUCUGGAUCUACUCUGAAUAUUGCAACAACCAUCUGGAUGCAUGUAUGGAGCUAUCUAAGCUGAUGAAGGAUGGACGCUACCAGCACUUCUUUGAAGCAUGCCGUCUCCUGCAGCAGAUGAUUGACAUUGCAAUUGAUGGCUUCCUGCUGACCCCUGUGCAGAAGAUUUGCAAAUACCCACUGCAGUUGGCUGAGUUACUCAAAUACACAGCACAGGAGCACAGUGAUUAUCGUUAUGUGGCUGCAGCAUUAGCUGUAAUGAGGAAUGUCACCCAACAGAUCAAUGAGCGCAAGAGGAGACUGGAGAACAUUGACAAAAUUGCUCAGUGGCAAGCAUCUGUUCUAGAUUGGGAGGGUAAUGACAUUUUGGACAGAAGCUCGGAGUUGAUAUACACAGGUGAGCUGUCUUGGAUCUACCAACCUUAUGGGAGGAGUCAGCAUCGAGUUUUCUUCCUUUUUGACCACCAGCUAGUGUUGUGUAAAAAGGAUCUCAUUCGACGUGACCUCCUUUACUACAAAGGUCGUAUUAACAUGGACAGGUAUGAAGUGAAAGAUGCAAUUGAUGGAUGGGAUGAUGACUUCAAUGUUAGCAUCAAGAAUGCAUUUAAACUACACAAUAAAGACACAGAGGAAUUUCACAUCUUCUUGGCCAAAAAAUUGGAGGAAAAGAUUCGCUGGCUUAGAGCAUUUCAUGAAGAACGGAAAAUGGUGCUAGAGGAUGAAAAAAUAGGCUUUAAAAUUUCUGAAUAUCAAAAACGGCAAGCAGCAAUGACGGUGCGUAAGGUGACCAAACAGAAAGGUGAGGCACCAAAGCGUUACCAGUAUUUUCUUGAAUUUGCAGAUUCAUUUAUAGAUAUCAUCUUGAGAAAGAGGGCCAUAUUAUAUGGACAUGGUAUGAAAAUGAUAAAGCUCUAAAUCUAAACAGAUAUGUGGAACAUUCAUCGUCUUGCCCCCAGAAGCUCAUAGCCAAAGGACUGUCUGCAACCACCAAUGACUUGGCACACUCCAAUAUAUUUGAGUUUCAUUAUCAAAUACAAGCUCAAUCACCAUUCUGGCAAAAUUUUGGAAGGUUGGCAUUAUUGAAAAAAUAGAAUAAACAUUCAAAUGGUAACUGAAAAAACAAAUCUUUGCAUGGAAUGGAGGAAAAUUAGAGAUUUCUCUGAUAGAUGCAUUCAUUCAUUCAUAAGCAGUGCUAAAGUAUAUGCCUGUUUUACUGGUCAUGUAUUAUUAUAUGGAUUUUGCAGAACUUUGAGGCAACAUUAAAGUAAUACUUUGUGCAAAAUGACAAAUACAUUAGAUAAUUUAGCAAUAUGUUAAUUGUUACUAAUUUUAAAUUACCUUUGACAUUACUGGGUAAAGGUAUUCAGUUGUAGUCAUGAAGAAAUAUUGGUGCAUAUACAGUACAAAAAAUAAAGCUGAUCUGUGAUUCAUAGUGAGCUAGACUAGUUUUGUGCAUCAAAUGAUUGCUUGAACUAAUGUUUCACUAAAGAGAAUUUUUCAAUUCAUUUUUCUCAAUUUUACAACCUUGAAGCAAGUGGAGGUGUUUGUAAAAGAACAUUUGUGCAUAUGAAAGGUAACAUGAAAAGUCAUAUAAAAAAUCUUUAACCACAACAUGUAUUAGAUUUUAACCAGUAAGGGUAGUUUUGUUGACUGUUUUCUGAACAUGAUGUAUUUCUUGAUAUAGAUUUUAUUUGCCUGAAAUGAGGCUGACUUUCUAUUUGUGUCUUUUUGAAGUUUUCAAAACUUACCUUCACAAUAAAUUGUAGUUUAUUUCAAAGCCAUGUUAAACAGUAGAUUUAACCUGAAUCAACAAUGCGAAUUCAGCUUAUCUGAAGCAUUUACCAUGAUGUUCAGAUAUGCUGUCUUGGUAGUGUUGUCAAGUGUCAAUUAUAUACAUUUGAUGGCUUUUUUUUUAUCAACAUUGGAUGUCAUUAUCGAUACAUGGUUGUAUACAACCGGUUGCAUGAACCUGGAUAAAUGGCGCAUUCAGUAAAAAACACCUAGAUACUUCCUUGUGUGUGUGCGCACACAUGCAGAGACCUUUCAUCAAACUCAGGAAAUUAUUUAUAUAAUGUAAAAUUACAAUAUUUACAAUAAAUACUAUUGUCAUGUACCUGCAGCCUCCUUGACUGCUUUUUCUUGGCUCAUUGCCUGAUGAUUAUCAGUAGUCAAUAGAUUAACAGUUACAUCCCUUUCCAAGCAGACAAUCAAUCACAAGUCACCAUGGCAGUAAAAAUCAUUUGGGUUAUCAGAAUCACACUAUUUUGCCAAUGGUACAGAGAAAUUUUGUAACGCAUUAGGCAAGUGUGUUACCUAGAAUAGGUGGAACUACAAUUCAUGUACACUACAAUAAACACAAUAAAUUUAGUACACAACUCCACAGCUAUGCCAUCUGGUGAAGGGAGGUGCAGUUGUGUUUGUUAUAGAUGGCUUGUUGGGUGUUUUGAUUGAGUGGUAACAUUUUCUUUGUUUCUGUUGUUAACAGUUUAUUUCCAUGGGUUAGUGAGGUCCUUGGUUAAUUUCUCAGCUUCCUUCUUGCUCCCAUUGCCAUCAGCUUCUGAAUUUUUAGCUUCUGCAGAUCCAUUAGCCUUUCUACUGUAGACAACAUUUCAUAAAAAUCUGGCUAUUAGCAGGGAUAGGCUGAGGUGCAUGACAUGGCGAUGCACCUCAGCCUCUCCCUGCUAAUAGCCAGAUUUUUAUGAAAUUUUGUAACUUCAAAAAGAUACAAAUAUGUUGACACUGUCUGAUCAUUUGCUUAUCUAUUUGAAGUCUUUGGAGAUGUUUAUUAGGAAUUUUAUUGACUCCACUUUACUAUAAUAAUGUAUUAUAAACAGGACUUACAACAAUUAUUCUCGGAGAUGAAAUGUUAUAAAAUAAAAUCCAGAAAAGAAGCUAAAAGCACACACAAAAAUCCACAAAGAUUCUAGCUUGUGUGCACACAUGCACAAGAUUGUAUCCAGGUGAUUCUUAUUGCCCCUCUCAAUGCAUUGAGAUGGUGGAACAUUUAGUAAAAAGGUCAAUUCAUAAAGGAAGUAUGAAUUCUUCAGUACAUACAGUAUUAAGAUAUUGAGUCCAUACUGUGCUAAAAACUCACAAUUCUUAGUUCAUGUUAAUCAGUUUGAUUUAGAGAUGGAUAGAAGCAUAUUUAAGGUAUUUUUGGUUCAAUGUGUAUGAGUUUUAUGAGAGUUUUGGAUGUCUAGGAGCUUAAUUAAUCACUCUUACUGUUCAAAAUUGCAGUAUGACCUGUAGUAUUACUCAAUAGGCAUAUCCUGGCUCCAGAUAAAUUAUUAUGAAUGUUAUAGGCAUUUAAUUUAGCCAAGAAUAUUUUGUGACCCAUGACUAUGAACAUUAACUGACAGUCACCUGAUGUGUUUUUGGACACCCUUGAAGCCAAAAGAAGUACCUAGGAAAUCCCUAGAAUGUCAUUUUUUAAUUUUUUUUUUUUUACAUUUUUAUUUUAUUAUAUUUUGCAUUGAUUUAAUGAACUACCCAAUGUAGAAAAUGUAUUCUUUUUUGGUGAUCAGUCAUUAUUUUGUAUAACAUGAACUGACAUUAACUAAAAUCUUAAAAUAUAAAACAUUUUAAUGUUGAUAAAGCACUGUUUUCUUUUGUUGUAUUUAUUUUAUAUUGAUUACUGAAUUGAAAUGGUAUAGGUUUUAUAGUGGACCACAAUGUAAUUUUUGUCCCCUUUGCUGGGUAUUUGCUGGGUAUCUGUCUUAUUGAUGGGUAAAAAGAAUAAAUCCUUAAUUUCUAAGAAUUCA